Aspergillus heteromorphus CBS 117.55 is the source of this 2419-nucleotide messenger RNA. RefSeq names its product UTP glucose-1-phosphate uridylyltransferase (gene ugp1). The coding region runs from base 411 to 1976 and encodes 521 amino acids. Gene Ontology annotation, molecular function: UTP:glucose-1-phosphate uridylyltransferase activity. Gene Ontology annotation, cellular component: cytoplasm. NCBI's taxonomy places the organism in Eukaryota, Fungi, Ascomycota, Eurotiomycetes, Eurotiales, Aspergillaceae. Gene Ontology annotation, biological process: UDP-alpha-D-glucose metabolic process; glycogen metabolic process. The record is from RefSeq and is a predicted model, not a curated record. The transcript has 2 exons.
UUUCUCUCUCUGUUCCCUCGCUAUCCUCACUUCUCAUCUUCUCCCUCCAGGUAUGUCUGCCAUCGCCAUCUUCCCCCGCCCAAUGUUCCACCCCUCCCUCCCUCAUCUGUCGCACCUAUCGCCUCUUCCCAGCCCCGCCAAUGACCUCGUCGCUUGUUGACUGGCAACGGGCUUCAUUCAGCUGCUGGCGUUUUUAACCUUCCAAAUCCCCCUCCCUCCCUCAUCCCAUUUCGCCUUAUCUCCCCAAUUCCUGAAUUACUCAACCCCUCCCCUCCCCCAAUUCUCCUCUACCCAGGCUUCGUGAGCUGUUGACAACUAACCCAUUUCGGCCACAGUGAGCGGAACCGAUCUCUCGACUGCUCUGUUUACAUUCCUCCACCUCACCUCACAACCUUCCCUACACUCAUACAAUGGCGUCCAAGGCUUUGCCCAGUCACCUCAGAGCUCCUGCGAGCGACGCCACGAGCGGCGCCUCGUUCGGCAAGCACCACGGAAAGUCCCAGUCUCACAUGGCUUUCGAGAACGCCUCCACCAGUGUGGCUGCCUCCCAGAUGCGCAAUGCCCUGAACGCUCUCGCCGAGACCGUCACCGACGAGUCGGAGCGCAAGCGCUUUGAGGCGGAGAUGGACAACUUCUUCGCUCUCUUCCGCAGAUUCCUCAACGACAAGGCCAAGGGCAACGAGGUCAACUGGGACCGCAUCGCCCCUCCCCAGCCCUCCCAGGUGGUGGACUACAACGAUCUCGGCACUGAGGCGUCGGUCGAGUUCCUGAACAAGCUGGCUGUGGUCAAGCUCAACGGUGGUCUGGGAACCUCCAUGGGCUGUGUCGGCCCCAAGUCCGUCAUUGAGGUCCGCGAGGGCAUGUCCUUCCUGGAUCUGUCCGUCCGCCAGAUCGAGCACCUCAACCGCACCUACAACGUCAACGUGCCCUUCGUUCUCAUGAACUCCUUCAACACCGACCAGGACACCCAGUCGAUCAUCAAGAAGUACCAGGGCCACAAUGUCGACAUCAUCACCUUCAACCAGUCCCGGUACCCCCGUAUCAUCAAGGACUCUCUCCUCCCGGCCCCCAAGUCCUUCGACGCCCCUCUGCAGGACUGGUACCCCCCCGGCCACGGUGACGUCUUCGAGUCGCUGUACAACUCGGGUACCCUGGACCAGCUGUUGAACCGCGGCGUGGAGUACAUCUUCCUGUCCAACGCCGACAACCUGGGUGCCGUGGUGGAUCUCAGCAUCCUGAAGCACAUGGUGGACACCGAGUCCGAGUACAUCAUGGAGUUGACCGACAAGACCAAGGCCGACGUCAAGGGUGGUACCAUCAUUGACUACGAGGGCAAGGCUCGUCUGCUGGAAAUCGCCCAGGUGCCCAAGGAGCACGUCAACGAGUUCAAGUCCAUCAAGAAGUUCAAGUAUUUCAACACCAACAACAUCUGGAUGAGCCUCCGCGCCAUCAAGCGGGUCGUUGAGGAGAACGAGCUGGAGAUGGAGAUCAUCGCCAACGAGAAGUCCAUCCCCGCCGACAAGAAGGGCGAGGCCGACCAGGCCAUCUACCAGCUGGAGACCGCCGUCGGUGCCGCCAUCCGUCACUUCAAGAACGGCCACGGUGUGAACGUGCCCCGUCGCCGCUUCCUGCCGGUCAAGACCUGCUCCGACCUUCUGCUGGUCAAGUCGGACCUGUACCGCCUGGAGCACGGCCAGCUGGUCAUGGACCCCAGCCGCUUCGGCGGUGUCCCCGUCAUCAAGCUCGGAUCCGACUUCAAGAAGGUUUCCGACUUCCAGAAGCACAUCCCCAGCAUCCCCCGCAUCGUCGAGCUGGACCACCUCACCAUCACGGGUGCCGUGAACCUGGGCCGCAACGUGCAGCUCAAGGGCACGGUCAUCAUCGUGGCCACCGAGGGCAGCACCAUCGACGUGCCCCCGGGUUCCGUGCUGGAGAACUGCGUUGUGCAGGGCAGCCUGCGCAUCCUGGAGCACUAGAUUCCCCCUCCCCCUGUUUCUCUCCUUCCUACUGCGUAUGUGUGCGGCCCUGUCCCAUCGUCUCAUCUGUGAUGGCCCCGGGGCCGGGCCGGCGCGGGCUGAUAGAGUAUUUGUUUGAAGCGGGGUCAUUUGUUGGGAUUUUGCUUCGGAUCGAGAACAUCAUAUCAUGUCUGCUGGGUUCUAUCUCUGGGGGGACGAGGGGCGCAUUCGCAAAGAGCGGCAUCUGCUUUCCUCCUAGUCUAGGGAUUUUUCUUCUCUUCUUCGCCGCAGGUUUCUUUCUCUCUUUCUCUCUCUUUUCUUUUCUUUUUUUUUUUUCGUUUUUAUUAUCCUGGUCGUUAGUGUUCUUUAAUUGGAAGCAUUCUGCGCCUCUCCUGGACGCCGGAAUGCUGGGUCAAAAGGGGGUUCCCAGGAGAGAAUCAGCAGAUUGUGCCAGCCUGUUAGUU